Cylicostephanus goldi is the source of this 504-nucleotide messenger RNA. The record is from the annotation of a GenBank genome assembly. NCBI's taxonomy places the organism in Eukaryota, Metazoa, Nematoda, Chromadorea, Rhabditida, Strongylidae.
AUGUUUUCAGGUGCAUUUGCAAAACAUCCAGCAGUCGUGGCACUUUGUUCGAAAUUAGGACUAAAUCAUUUGUGUGGUUACGUAGUGCUUCUGAACCAAAAAGUCACAAGACAUGUGAAGGCAACAAAUUCGGCGACAGUCAAUCCGUAUGAUAAUGUGAUGCAGCGAGGUUCGCACUCGAUUCUCAGCUCGUUGCCAAAUGGAUCUACCUACAGUGACUAUGUUCUCCUUGACUGCGUAUUCGGCAUUCCUCUGUUUAAUUCUGCUUUAAGCGAGACAAUUUGCAAGAGAAUGUUAGACAAACGAAUCUUGGAGCCGGACAACCGCGUCAAUAUCCAGUUUGCUAACAAGGCGAUAAUCGACAUGAUAACGGAAUUAUUGAUGAAAUGGAAUUAUGGACACAUCACGAGCUCAUUUCCGAGUGCAGAACCUCGAAGAGCAGAAUUCGUACCACCAGUCAGAACGAUAUAUUAUGAUCCAAUCGCUAAGGAAAUUCGUGUUUGA